AUGCUUGCUGCAGCUGCGUUUAUUCAUUCCCCCGAUAAAUGCUAUCCCGGCUGCCUGUCGCACCGCGAAUUGAGGCGGACAUUCUUCCAAAAGUCUAAGAUGAUUUACGAGAGCAACCUGGGGGCAGAGGCGGAUACUAUCACACAAAUACAGUCCCUGUUGUUGAUGAGCUCGUGGCAAGAUGAGGGUGACUAUGCAAAAGACUCCCAUUACUGGCUCAGUCUCGCCAUAUCCACAGCCCAGCGGCUCGGACUACAUCAAAGGUCAAGUGCGCCACAUUCUCCACUCCAUCGACGGCUAUGGUGGUGUAUCUAUCUCCAAGAUAUCCGCAUUAGCCUCGCUCUACGCAGACCGAGACAGAUCAAAGACGAGGAUAGUACGGUCGAGCCUCUGACAGAAGAGGAUUUAUGCUGCUGCUUCGUCAGUGACAGGGUCUUUCCCGCACUGGCGUCGCUACAGUCAAUGCUUGAUUCUAGAAACCAGCAUGCAAUCAUCCGCCAGUUCUUACUCGCUGUGCAACUGGGACUUCAGGCUGGGAAGGUCUUGGAUGAUUUUUAUCAUGCAUCAUGGACACAGACUAUCGAUCCGCAAUUGCCUCUGCUCUUACAGCCAAACACAUCAAUCACCUUGACGAUGGGGGUGUCUACAGAAGGCUCCCUUGACUCUGCCGCAAGGGUACCCGGGGCCAAUUCAUUUGAGCUAAGGGAAGAACUAACCGCUAUCAACUCAGAGGACGAUCUCAGGAGAGUUUCAUUGGCCGUACAGCGGAUGGACUAUUAUCUACUACACCGUUCGGCACUCUGCUACCUCUUUCGGUCCUUAGACUUUUCGCCACAGACAAGUUGCUCCGUGUGGAAUGUCAGAUUGUCAGACGCGGCACGCGACAUUACAUCAAUUGUCGAAUUGUUUCGCCACCGUCUUGACGUUAUUUUGGUGCCUGGUAUUGCUGUCACCGCACUCAGUCUAGCGAAGGAGGUGCAUGCGAUGGAAUUGAAAUCUGCCAGAGGCAACAACAAGAUGCACCCAUUGUCUAUGUUCAGGCUGUGCGAGCGCACUUUGAAAAGUCUCUACGAAACGUAUCCCGCUGCGAUAUCACAGAGUGGUCUGCCCUGA
Molecule: messenger RNA, 1113 nt
Organism: Aspergillus puulaauensis
Lineage: Eukaryota; Fungi; Ascomycota; Eurotiomycetes; Eurotiales; Aspergillaceae
Product: fungal specific transcription factor domain-containing protein
Exons: 2
Coding region: 1-1113 (370 amino acids)
Biological process (GO): DNA-templated transcription
Molecular function (GO): DNA binding; zinc ion binding
Source: RefSeq, a predicted model, not a curated record